AUGGCAACUGCUAGAUUUCCUCAAUUAGCAAUAAUGGCUUUUGCUCUGCUCGCAGCGCUCUCAAGCCUAAGUCUCGUAGCCUCGCAUCGAUUCAUGGUCGGAUCCUGCCGUGCCAGCGGGCAUUUGCGAGGGAAGACCGGCCACUGCAACACAGAGAAUGACUCUGACUGCUGCGAAGCAGGUAAGAUGUACCCUCAGUACCGCUGCUCUCCUCCAAUCACGAGCAACACCCGUGCGACGAUGACCAUCAACAGCUUUGCCAAGGGUGGUGAUGGAGGAGGCCCGUCUGAGUGCGACAACAAAUACCACAGCGACAGUGAAAAGGUGGUUGCAUUAUCAACUGGCUGGUACAAUGGAGGAAGCCGAUGCUUGAACUACAUCAACAUCAACGCUAAUGGUAAGUCGGUGAGAGCCAAAGUGGUGGAUGAGUGCGAUUCUGUGCACGGCUGCGAUGCUGAUCAUGACUUCCAACCGCCAUGCCCCAAUAAUAUAGUAGAUGCAUCCCCAGCGGUGUGGAAGGCGUUGGAUAUACCGGAGUCUCAAGUGGGGGACUACGACAUUACCUGGUCUGAUGCCUGA
Asparagus officinalis (garden asparagus) is the source of this 579-nucleotide messenger RNA. Its product is annotated as putative ripening-related protein 1. The transcript has a single exon. Bases 1 to 579 code for a protein of 192 amino acids. Lineage: Eukaryota; Viridiplantae; Streptophyta; Magnoliopsida; Asparagales; Asparagaceae. The record is from RefSeq and is a predicted model, not a curated record.